Molecule: messenger RNA, 1452 nt
Organism: Aureobasidium namibiae CBS 147.97
Lineage: Eukaryota; Fungi; Ascomycota; Dothideomycetes; Dothideales; Saccotheciaceae
Exons: 12
Coding region: 1-1452 (483 amino acids)
Source: RefSeq, a predicted model, not a curated record
AUGGUCCUCUCUUUGCAGCAUUCUGAUGGCACACCCCAGCAUGGUCUUGACUCGAAGUGGCGAGUUGCUCAAGCCAGCCAAUAUGACAGGAAGUUUUUGGUGCCAUCUUCUUCGACAGGGAAGAUCGCAAUCCAUUCGAAAGUCCUUCGUGGCGCGCCAAGAACCCAACAAACAUCAACAAGGCAAGUCGAUCUCUCAACGAAUGAGGCGCCGAUCAGCUUGCUUGUCUUUACCGACAACAGCACCAGACAAGUCGACCUUUCCCUCCCCAGUCUGCUCUUUGUUAGUGGAGCAUUCUUUCUGGUAUCCGGCGGCGAACAGGUGCUGACCUUCAUCAUCGUGCAGAGCGGCUGCCCGCCCCGUCACCGUCCCAACCCAAGCCGAACUGUCGAUACAAGACGGCAACGAGGAUCUCAACAAUCGAAGAGGUGGAAAAUCAAAUGGAGUGUAAUAAGUGGAAACAAAAACACAGUGAUCCCUUGGCGAGAGGCGUGUGCUCAAGCUCGUGUGUGCUCAGGCUCGCAAGGACAGGCUGGCCACUGCCACUCCGCCUUCAUGCUGUGCCAGACUCAUGUCAACUGUGUUGUUUGCACUGCCUUGCGUGUCCGUCAGAGCUUUCUGCUUCGGCAUCUGCCAUGCCUGUCUCCAGGGCAAUGCAACAGGCAGGCCAAACGCUCUGCCCUUUGCGCCCUGUGCAUCAUGCAUGAUGAACCAAGACGACUCGUCGUUUCUGAAGGAAAACCUUCUGGUUUCCCUCAGUUGUCUGGCUGCAUGCUCGAAACGCUGCUGGAAAACAAGUUUAAAAGAGUAUUCUCUCAUCAACCCUUGCAGUCAUUUCAGACUUGUGGCAUAGGCCGAGAGCUUUGGUUUGCAUGCAAGACCAGAAUCCAGCACCACCGGACACAAACACUUCGCUCGGCAUAUGCGGCAAUUGUUUCUAUGAUGAUGAACACAAUCUUUCUUGCUCUUUCGAUGACUCGGUGGACGAUAUCAACGGAUAGCCUUUCGACGAUUCUGAGCUGUCUCUCUGCUUUUACCACGAUUUCUUUCAUCCUCUGGAAGAACAACGCUAACAUGAAGGGAUGCUUGAGUAGUAUGGUCGCAUUCAUACCAGGAGAACAAAACACCUGGCAAACCAUCGCAGGACAUAUAUCGAACGCAGGCACAGCUCAAGGCCUGGAUGGAACAAAGCUUCGCUUUUUCGCACUGCUGAGCAACCUCAUAUACUCUUUUGAUGCAUCAAAUCCUUGCGAGUAUGCUGCUGACACUGGAAUCCAGCGGUGGUUAUGUUUUGAGCUUCAGACAAGUCUGAGCUUCGGGCAAGGGCAUGUGUUGUUUGGAUCCAUGCGCGAACGUGAUGGCCACCCUGAGUCUGAGACGAAACGUGAUGAUCUAAUGCAAAAUGCGUUCUACGAGAGCAAGUUUCAGGUCUGCGAGCUUGGGAUCAAGUAG